UAUUUCUUUCUGACAUAUAAUUUUUUUUUGAAAAAUCUAAAGUUCGUAAAUUUACUGAAUUCUUCAAAUCUGUUAUUUGGUGAAGAAGAUUCAUAGAGCUUUUUUGCUUAUUUUAAUCUCAUUCUUACAUAUAUAUUUUCGACAAAGGGCCUCUCUGUUCCUUCUCUAGUUCUCUUGUCUGAAUUAUCCUAUUUUCUCAAAAUCAAUAAAAAUUUCAUGUUUAUUUUUCAAUAAAAUCCGUAACUUUUUUUUUUUGUGACAUCAUCAUAAAAUCCUUAAGUUUGAUAUUGAAUUUUUUUAAUUGAGAGCGGUGCUUACAUAUUAAUUUAAUCUUCUUCUGACACAAGAAAACCCUAGAAAUAUCCAUAUACUUUUUUGUUAACAUAGGCAAAUUAUUUUGUUUUUGGUGCGUCUAUAAGAUACGUGAACGCUGUUGAUUACCAAGGUGGAUUCGAACAAGACGACUUAAACCAACUCUUCGAAGCGAUGCGAAGCAAUUACAAAGCUUGGUGCUCAGGUUUCGCUCCACUAGCCGUCGGUGGUGACUUAGACUCAAUCGCCGUUCAAGAAUUCAGCAGGACACUCUUCAACAUGCGUCCCGACAUUGCUCUCUCCCUCGGUCAGACCAUUUUCCAAAGCGACAUGAGACACAUCUUACCUUUUGUCUCUGUCCCUUGUCACAUCCUCCAAAGUGUUAGGGACUUAGCCGUACCAGUUAGUGUUUCAGAGUAUCUUCACACCAAUCUUGGAAGUGAAUCCGUCGUUGAGGUUAUUCCUUCUGAUGGUCAUCUUCCUCAGCUUAGCUCGCCGGAUUCUGUUGUUCCCGUCGUCCUCCGUCACAUUCGUAAUGACAUUGAUUUCUGAUUGUGGGAGAUUUAUUUAAUUAAUUAAUUAAUUAACGAUGUCAAAAAUUUGGAAAUAAACUUUUGAUGUGAUAUGUCUACCUAUUGAGAACAUUGUUUCGUUGUGGUUUGGUUCUGAUUCGUUUGUCUUUGAGUAGUUGAUCGUUGUUGUUCUUAUCUUUUUGUUAAAGGAAAAGUCUCUGUCUUUUGUCCAGCUUUGCUAGACCCAUCAUUGCUCGAUCUAUAUAAUUGAUGGUCCAUAUGAGCAUA
Molecule: messenger RNA, 1112 nt
Organism: Camelina sativa (false flax)
Lineage: Eukaryota; Viridiplantae; Streptophyta; Magnoliopsida; Brassicales; Brassicaceae
Source: RefSeq, a predicted model, not a curated record